Molecule: messenger RNA, 6226 nt
Organism: Cottoperca gobio
Lineage: Eukaryota; Metazoa; Chordata; Actinopteri; Perciformes; Bovichtidae
Gene: cep170ab
Product: centrosomal protein 170Ab
Exons: 19
Coding region: 146-4348 (1400 amino acids)
Cellular component (GO): centriole
Molecular function (GO): protein binding
Source: RefSeq, a predicted model, not a curated record
UGAAGGAGCAGGGCUGGGCGGCGGGCUGGCAGCAGCAGCACCAUCGCUUUUCAUAAUCCUCCAAAUAGCCUGUCGGAUGCUGAUUGUCCGUAGAGGAGCACCAGAAGGAUGCAUUAAGGGUCAAAGGUGAGCUCGCGAGGCAGAGAUGAGUCUGACUUCCUGGUUCCUAGUGAGCGGCGGGGGGACGCGUCAUCGUCUCCCCCGGGAGAUGAUCUUCGUGGGGAGGGAUGACUGUGAGCUCAUGCUGCAGUCUCGCAGUGUGGACAAGCAGCACGCUGUCAUCAACUAUGAGCCGAAUACAGACGAGCAUAAAGUGAAGGACCUGGGCAGCUUGAAUGGGACAUUUGUCAAUGAUGUCAGAAUACAGGAGCAAAUCUACGCCACUCUGAAAAUUGAUGACAAAUUGAGGUUUGGAUACGAUACCAACCUGUUCACUGUCGUUCGAGGGGAGCUGCAUAUUCCAGAGGAGGCCCUCAAGCAUGAAAAGUUAAGCAGCCAGCUGCAGAUGAGCCAGAAGAAACCUCCAGAGAAGGAAUCGUGUAAAUCUGAGGCAAAACCCUCCAAGGCAGCAGCGGCAGCAGUGUGUGAGGGGGCAGCUGCUAAGUCCCCUGAGGCCAGCAGGGUGGAGGAUAAGACACCAGGGGACGUCACAGCGUUGCACAGAAUCACACCCCUCUAUGGCCAGCCCGCCUGGUGGGGAGAUGAAGAAGGUAAUAACCAGAAGACCGGGAGGCCCGAGGAGAAGAGCUCAGAUCGGAAGCGAGAGAAAGCUGAAACAGACACCAAGAAAAGUGCAGAGGUCCCGAAGUUUGCCCCGCAAUCAGCGUCCAAUCAGGAGCCUAGCUACUUUGAGAUCCCAACCAAGGAUACUGCCUCAGCAGGUAAAGUGAGUGAUGAAGCCCCCUCACGAGAACAAGAGGCUGGUGCUUCUUGUGCCACAGACACCAUCCAUGGCCACGCCUCCUUUACCAUUGAGUUUGACCCCACAGCAACAGGUAAAGUGACCGUCAAAGAUCGAGUGGGGAAGGUGGGACCGGAGACCAGGCCGCGUCCUAAAAGGGCUGUCGGGGAGGAGUUGAGUCCACUUCAGACAGCCAUGGUGGCUGCGGAGGUCAAAGUUGCUGACUGGCUGGCCCAGAACGAGCUGCCGUUGACUCUUAAAGACACGGUUGUGGAGGAUGAUGGGGAAAGUGUGAAGAGUGAUGUGCCUGUACAACUGAAGAGUCUUAAAGGCAGUAAACAUGAGGACGGUACUCAGAGUGACUCAGAGAACGCACUUGGAGGGCAGCGCAGGGCCGCAACAAUGGAGGAACGCUCGUGGGGGCUGUGGGGCGGUGCAGGGAUGAAGAUCAGAGAGGGUCGAGCUAACGUACCAGAGGGGCUCUUCGCAGAGGAGGACAGUCCUGCUCGGCGUCGCAAGUCUUCGACUUCUAAAGUAGCGAGUGGAUUUGUGGAGAGGCGACGCGUAGAGGCGACACAUCAGCAGAGUGGCCACGAUGAGUGCUAUCAACAUGGGGAUGAUUAUAGUGACAGGGGCACCUAUACCAUUGAGGUGGAGAAUGGAGAUCACGAAGAGGAAGAGGCGAGGAAAAUGAUCGACAAGGUGUUUGGUGUCGAUGAGCAGGAGGGUGUGUGUGUGUCCAGGUUGGGGGGUGCUGACCAAAGAGAGGUGCUCACCUCCCAGAGGACCGGUACCGGAGACAGAGGAAAGCCUGGACGCAUGGAGACCGAGGUGCUAACUGAGGAACUGAUGGUGGGCGGUCCUCGCUGGGUCUCGCAGUGGGCUACUCUGGCUGCCAGUCACAUUAGGACAGACCCUGAGGGAUCAGGAGGGGAGAGUCACAUCAUGGUCACAGAGGACAGAGCUGAAAUAAGUGAGUCCAGCCACUCGGCCUCCUUUGCCUCGUCUGGCUACACAGAGCGUAAGAGGAGAACCCUGCCCCAGCCGCCUGGUGAGGAGCUCGCCCUGGGAAGGAGGACUCCAGGUUCAGGCCUGCGUACAGAUAUGGGGGAGAAACAGGACACAGAGCUACAGGAGAAGGAGAGCCAGGGGGAUAAGAUGACCAGGGGAAGGAAUCGGCCCAGUCAUUGCACUGGAGGUGUGGGCAGUCACGGUGGUAGCCCCAGUCGCUCCUCACCAGCCAAGUCGCAGGACAGUGCUGGCGGUAGAUCAGGCCAGUCAGGUGUGUUGGCCAAGCUCCCCCCUCGUCCAUUGACCAGUGGGGAGAAAAGAAUGGACGAGGCACAGCGGAGGAAAAAGGAAGAGGAGAAGGCCAGGGAAAGUAGUGGGAAACCAUUGUUCAGGCAGGAGAGUUUUACUGUGGAGAAACCAAGCUCCAACAUGCCCAUUGAGCUCAGACCUCGUAUCGAAGGGCUCACAGGCAACAGAACUCAGAGUCGGGAGGCUGGCAUCGAGAGCGCCUCUCUGCAGAAAGACUCAGAAGCUGUGGCAGCGUUUUUAGAGACGACUGUGUCGGACCAAGGUGAUCCACCAAGUCAGUCCAUUGAAGGCUCCAUGUCACCAGAGUCAGACGUGGACACGACCAGCACAGUAAGCCAGGCUGACGGAGCGAGAAAGGUAAUCCAGAAACGGCGGACUCUUGCAGGGCAGCAGAAGGAGAGAACAGUAUUGUGCUCAUCCGGCAAAGGCCCUGCCGGGGGCCGAGAGACCCAGGACAGGAGGGUCAAGACCAGGGCAUCUGGACCUCCUCAACGCAGCCGCCCCUGGACUUCCCUGGACCUCACGGAUGAUGAUGUCAACUCAAACUCACUUCUCUCUGACUCCCAGCCCACCUCUAAACAGGAAUCUAAAGGCUCACAUACCAGAGCCCAGACUGGGAGCAAAACAAUGGGCGCUAGCACCAAGUCUAGUCGGGCUAAAAUUAGCCAGGCCCAAGCCUCCUCUGCAGCCAGUAAAGCCACCAAUGUUCCCAAACCUAGGCCCACCAGGGCGUCCCUGCUGAGGCGAGCCCGGAUGGGGGAUUCCUCAGACACUGAACCUGCUGAUCUCGAUCGGAUGUCAGUAGCUUCUGAGGCCUCCACUGCAAGUUCCACAUCUAGGACAGGAAUGGCAAGAAGGGGAAUGUCCAGGAUAGAGGCUCUGGCUCAGCCGAGGAAGCCGAGGGUGGGCUCCCCGUCAGCCCAGAGUGAUUCAGAGGCCACUGUGACAAGGGGUAGAGGUCUAGGGGCCCGUAGUGCUGCAGGUGAUUAUGCCAUCAGACAAGGACUGAGAGGGUCUCAUAUGAGCUCAGUGUCUGGACCCAGAGCUCGGGCUAACAGUGCCUCAAAGCUGCCUGACAAAAAUAAAGGCACCCCCUCCUAUGGACAUGUCACACCUGCAUCUGGCACUCGGUGGCGGCGUGUGCCUGUGGAUUAUGCUUCCACCUCAGAGGACGAGUAUGGCUCAAACCGCCAUAUAUCCAAGCAGAGCCAAACACGGCCGUUCCCUUCCACUCGAGUAGCCCAGCUAGGAGGUUCAGCCCCGACAACUCCUAAUCCUGCAGGCCUCUCUGCCCUGAGGCAACACUCCAAGGAACAGGACGAGUAUAUGAGAGACUGGACAGCACACAGCGAGGAAAUAGCCAGGAUUAGCCAAGACCUAGCCAAAGACCUCGCCAUGCUUGCCAGAGAAAUUCAUGAUGUGGCAGGAGAGAUCGACUCAGUCAGCCCUGCAGCCACCGACCCUGGAGCUCUGAUGGAGGAGCGUGUAUUUGAUGACAGCUUGGACCCGAGCGACCCUUCUGCAGAGCACAAUAGCAGUGUGGAAACCAACGGGCGCUCUGUUGAACUUCGACCCCGAAUCUCUAGUGGACAGAGCUCCCGUUCCAUCCGCCGACAGACAUGGAAUAGAGACGAUGCGGUGUUGGACAGUUUAUUACUGGCAUCUGUCACUCAGCUCUCAACGAGGAUACGUCAGUCUGUUGACAAAACAGCCUACAAAAUAAGAAUCCUCUUCAAGGAUAAAGAACGAAAAUGGGAAGAGAUUGAGAAUAAACUGCAGGCAGAGCGCGACUCUUUACUACUCAAGAGCUCCAAUAAGGAGAUUUCAACAAUUAUCCAAGACCUUAGGAGAGUGGAGAAACAACUGCUCGUAAUCGACAUGAUGGUGGACCCUGACGGCACCUUGGAUGCUCUGUCCAAUCUGGGACUGACCAGCCCUCUGGCCGACCAGAAGAUGAUCCCCGGGACUCAGCAGGGGGCGUCCGUGCUGCACCCUGGAGCUGAAGCUUCCUCCAGCACACUCUCCAGGCCUGAAAGACGGGCCAUUGAACCCUGCGGACCUUCAGACCAUGCAGAGGUGGCAGAGCGAGACCCAGGGCCCCAACAGAGCCCUAGAUCUUACAACUGAUAAACCAAGGACAUACUUCAGAGUGCAUCCUUUAUGUUGGAUGUAUCCUCAAGGUGUGAGGUUAGAAGAUGUUGAGGUAUUUGGUUUCAGACAAAGGAGGAAAGAGGAAGUAGAGUGAUGCCUAUUCAGUGGGGAAGCCCCACUGCCCUAACUGUCAAUCAAAUUGACUCGUGAUAGGACUGUGUAAAAGUUCAACACUACCAAAUAGCAGCUCUUGUCAUAUAUACAAUAUGAAAACAUAACAGUAUUGAUCGGUGGGUUUAUGAAGAAGAUAUAACAUAAUAUACAGUGAACCAUAUGUGGUUUUGUGUUGCAGCUCAUUGUUAUUAUCCAUUGCCUACGGAAGCCCUGAGAGGCAAAAAAAAUGUUUCGCCAGGAAAAUCUUUCUAAACAUUUUUUAGGUGUCUUUUUCACCUGUGAAACAUGUGGGAACAUUUGUUGAAAAAAAGGUACUUUUUUUCAUCUGUGAAAAGAUAAAAGUUUGGCAGGUGAUUUUUUUAUUUUUGUCAAGAUAUUUUUCUAAGUUUGUCAAAACAUUUUUUAACCCGUUUUCACAGAUAAGUAACAUUUUUAGUAAAAUGAUCCUUACAAAACAUUUUUUCACUUGUUCUUAAGUCAUAAACUAUAAAAAAACUAAAACAUUAUCAGACUUUUUUCUCACUCUCAGGGCUUCCAAACUUAUCCUCAAACCCUCAACCUUUUAAAAAAGAACAGAUGUAAAUGAUGAGAGGAUUUAAUGUUAAAGAUAAACUUUCCAAAUUCCUGCUCACAUUUUUCCUCUGUUUCUUUUUUUACAAGCCUUGAAAUCUUUCUUUGCAAAUCAUAAGCUGACUUAAUGCCAAUGCCUAAACUAGAAAGGUGCAGAGGUGUCAAAAAUGCAGAAGUAUGUGUGAAAAGUGUUCUUCUAACCUGCCAUAGAUUUAUUUAUAAAAAUAAAUAGAUUGUUGGCCUGUUGCAAUUGCAAUCCCCAAACCUGCCUCAGUAAUGAUUUUCCAUCAGAAAAGGGCCACAUUGAUUAUUUGCUGAGAAAAGAACUGGGUAUGUACAGUAUGCACCAUUGUAAAUGUUUAUUAUAGUUAAACUAAAAACUCCCAUCCAUGCCUUUUUUACCUGUGGCGAUGCCAUUUGAAACCAGUGUAUCAAAGAUAGACCGUGUGUGUUAAUAGAAACUAUUAAAUUAAAUGUAGCUCCCAGAAAGGUUUUCCUCUUCCAAAUGUAUUUUGUCACAAGUGCCCUGGAUCAAACAAUCAUUACAGUUGGAGAGGAGAGAUGCUAGAGUGUAUAGGAGAUGGUGAGAUGGAGGUGAAUUUUGUUUUGCACAUUACAAAGCUGAUAUAUGUUCUUAUUCAUCUCUGAGGGACUAGGACAGGACGUGCUCCUACGGCGCUCCUUUAUCAUGUUGAUGCCCUCGGGAAAAAAAACAAAACAGGGUGAAAGGCAGCUGCCUGUGGAUGAACAGUUUGUCAAAUUAUUGUCUGAUAAUGCUGCAUUUCAACCAGCGUAGACGGGGGGCUACCUCCAAGUCCUGCAGCUGCAUUUAUAUUGUUAACGAUGCAAUGGAUCGAUGGACAGUGUAAUUACUGUAGGUUUUCCAAUGUCUUGCCUCAUACCAAUGUUUACACAUGAAUGUAACCUGAUCAGAACUGUUGAAACAUUUUAGCCAAAACAACUUGAAUAAAGAUUGAUAACUGAAUUUUGUGCUUUAGCACCUACUGAUCUUUGUCUUUAAUUCUGUUUGAGCAUUUGCAGAAUUUUUAUUUGGAUGUUUUGUAUGAAGUUUUUUUUUCUUUUCUUUGUAAUGAUGUUAGGUUACAUGUUGACCUGGCAAUACCUGUGUGUUGUUUGUCUCGUUUCCAAUAAAAUGCAUGAUUAUCAUGA